Molecule: messenger RNA, 756 nt
Organism: Symbiodinium natans
Lineage: Eukaryota; Dinophyceae; Suessiales; Symbiodiniaceae
Source: the annotation of a GenBank genome assembly
AUGAAGUGCAGGAAGCUGUGCCUCGACGUCGGGACGCGUUUGCCCUUUCUGAGCCUUUACCCUGCCGAUGGGCCACCAGGUGUGGAUGGCUCCAUUUAUUUCAUUGAUGAGAACGGCUCACGUGUGCAGCGGUGCGUGGGCGGUCAGUAUGAGGUCAGUGUUACUCUUGAUGUGGCUGUUUAUGGCUGUCAUGGCGGCAGGUACUUUGAUGGUCACACCACAUCCGUGGCGGGGCGCCAGGAGAGUGGCAGCGAGGCGUCGCAGCUGGAGGCCAGGUUGGUGGUGCAGUGGUCCACCUACGUUUCGUUUCUGGUUCUGCGCGAGGAUGCCGAGGACAUCUUCGUAACUCGCGAAGGAGUGCUGUACGUGUCCGACAGCGGCAACAAUCGCAUUCAAAAGUGGCUGCCUGGAGCAACAGAGGGUGUGACAGUGGCUGGUGGCAAUGGCAAGGGCUCACGCUUGGAUCAGCUGCAGCACCCCGUGGGCCUCCACAUCACUGAGGACUCUACCAUCUACAUAGCCGACUACCAGAACCAUCGCAUCAUGAAAUGGCGAGAAGGCUGGCAGCAUGGGUUGGUGGUUUCCGGUGGCCAGGGAAACGGCGACGAGCUGUACCAGCUCUACGAGCCCAUCGAUGUGACCUUCGACUCCCAGGGAGCUCUCUACGUAGCAGACAACGGCAACGCGCGAGUUGUGAGAUGGUGCGCACCAUCUGUGCCUUAUGAGCAAAUCCUGCCAUGCACGUCCGUGUUCUGA